Molecule: messenger RNA, 3528 nt
Organism: Oncorhynchus kisutch (coho salmon)
Lineage: Eukaryota; Metazoa; Chordata; Actinopteri; Salmoniformes; Salmonidae
Product: cell surface glycoprotein 1-like
Exons: 7
Coding region: 151-3528 (1125 amino acids)
Source: RefSeq, a predicted model, not a curated record
UCCUCUACCCCUGGUACCUUGUUACCUUACCAGGAACAGCAGAACCAGGGAGGAGAGGAGGAGAGCACAGUAGGAAGUGGGGAGGAGGAGAAAGACACAGAUCACAGAGAUCCACCUGUCCUCAGUGGAGUCACAGCAACAACAGAAGACAUGGGACACACUCAGUCCCUGGAAGACGUGGCCAACUCAGAUCCCUCAGACACAGACCUGAAGGAGUGUCUCCAGGAAGGUAAGAGCUGUGUGGGGAGGGAAGCAGACAGCUGUCAGGAGGGCUGUUACACCGUUCACCCAGAGGACCAACAUGCAGACUGCUGUCAGGAGGGCUGUUACACUGUUCACCCAGAGGACCAACCUGCAGACAGUGAAUGGUUAACCACAACAGACUCUAUCCUCACCAGUAUGGGUCUGUCAGACUCUGACCCCUCUCCCCUGUCAGACCCUUCUACCCUGGACAAUGGACAGGACAUGCAGGAGGGUACAGCUGCCUCUGUGAGAUCAUGUCCUAUAGAGAUAGAGGGCCUCAGUGAGGGUGAACCUCCACUGGAACAAAGUAAUAAAACAGCUUCUGCUAGGGCUGGGGAGGGCUCUGGUGGCUCUGGUGGCUCCACAGAGGAACAGUUUCACCCCUCUGAGAAGGGCAGCCACGGGGCUCAGGAAACUGGACUACAUUCUGGGGACUGUGAUGAUAGAGAAAUGGGAGAUGCCUAUGGCCCUGUAGAAACAUCUAUGGACAAUGCAGCUGAGAUCUCAGCUAUCAGUGGCUCUAUGGACAGUACAGUAACAGCAGUAUUAAACUGUGGAGCGUUGCUGUUCUCAGGAAGUGGGCCUGCUGAUAGAGAAUCUGCUGAUACACCACCAGAACCCCUGUUAGAGCCUGAACCCCUGUUAGAGCCUACACCACCAGAACCCCUGUUAGAGCCUACACCACCAGAACCCCUGUUAGAGCCUACACCAACAGAACCCCUGUUAGAGCCUACACCACCAGAACCCUUGUUAGAGCCUACACCACCAGAACCCCUGUUAGAGCCUGAACCCCUGUUAGAGCCUACACCACCAGAACCCCUGUUAGAGCCUACACCACCAGAACCCCUGUUAGAGCCUACACCACCAGAACCCAUGUUAGAGCCUGAACCCCUGUUAGAACUUACACCAACAGAACCCCUGUUAGAGCCCGAACCCCUGUUAGAGCCUACACCACCAGAACCCCUGUUACAGCUUACACCACCAGAACCCCUGUUAGAGCCUACACCACCAGAACCCCUGUUAGAGACUACACCAACAGAACCCCUGUUAGACCCUGAACCCCUGUUAGAGCCCUACACACCAGAACCCCUGUUAGAGCCGACACUAGAGCCCUACAUACCAGAACCCCUAUUAGAGCUGACACUAGAGCCCGCAAUAGAGCAUCACUCAGAGUCCUCAUCAGAGCCUCAGUCAGAGCAGGUGUUCGAGGGGGAACUGCCACUAGAGGGCAGUUACAGACAGGGUGACAGAGAAGGUGAGAGACAGGAUGUCAGACAGGGCAAGCCCAUAGAGGCUGGUGACUCUGGCCUCAGAGCUGAGAUCAUGGAGGGUGUGUUAGGGUCAGAGGUAACAGAGGGGAGAGUGUCUGUACCUGCAGACCUCCAGACAGACCACCAGAAAGACUUGCAGGACAGUGAGCCCCCUCCAGAGGACAGGGAUGGGACUACCCCCAUGGAUGGAGACCUCCCGCCCCCAGAAACAGGCUCCAACUCUGGGGGAGCAUCUGGUGGGGCAGGUGGAGAGAAGGAUGGAGAGGAGGGUGGAGAGGGUGUAGAGAUGGAGAUAACGGCGGUCCUACAGAGACCUAGUGAGGCCCCCUCGGUUCUAGGGGAACACAUUGGAGACCCCUCUGACAGGACAGUGAAUCAGGAGUCCUGUGGCACCAGGGCGGAGGAGGGGUCAGGACACUCAGAAAGUCAACCUGCUACAGACCAAGCCCUCAACCUCAACCCCUCUGUAACCCUCGACUACUCUGUGACCCUAACCCUGACCCUUGACCCCUCUGUGACAUGGUCAGACUGUGGAGAUGGAGAUGAUGUCACUGCUGUAGUGGUGUCCACAUAUACAGGGGAUGUCCCACCUAACAGUCCAGUGUCACCUGAGAACAUACCUGAGAACCUACCCGAAAACCUACCCGAGAAUCUACCUGAGAAUCUAAAUGAGAACGCACCAGAGAAUGCACCUGAGAUCCUACCUGAGAUCCUACCUGAAAUUCUACCCGAGAACCUACCCGAGAAUCUACCUGAGAAUCUAAAUGAGAACGCACCAGAGAAUGCACCAGAGAACGCACCUGAGAUCCUACCUGAGAUCCUACCUGAGAACCUACCUGAGAACCUAACUGAGAACGCACCUGCGAACCUACCUGAGAUUCUACCUGAGAUUCUACCUGAGAUUCUACCUGAGAACGCACCUGAGAUCCCACCUGAGAUCCCACCUGAGAUCCAACCUGAGGACCUACCUGAAAACCUACCUGAGAUUCUAUCUGGGAACCUGCAUGAGAUCCUACCUGAGAAUCUACCUGAGAACCAAACAGAUGCUGUCUGUUCUGCAAGUCACCUUACUGUCCCUGUUGAAGACUGUCAGAGUGUGAGUAGUUUCAGCACUACUCUCCCAAAAGACUCAGACAGCGACACUGAGAGUGUCUUCAGCACAGGAGAGGACAGUGUUUUCAACAAGGGGGAUGAUACGGUGAUGGGGGACAGCACCAGUGAGGUGUCUGUAUCCUGUUCCUCCACAGAUGACACGGCCAGCGGGGGUCCGACCAGCUCCAGCCCAGAGAGCUGUGUGGAGGGGGGCCUGGGGGAGAGGGGCUGCAGGGACCACGGCCGCAGCUGGAGCCCUGUAGAGGGCCACACACAAGGGCCCACGGCAAGAGAAGGUCCAGGAGGAGAGGCAGAGGAAGAGGUGAAGGAGGUGCCACGGCGCCCAGCUAAACAUCGUCCCAGCAUCAGGUCUCUGUCCUCGUUCAGACGCCACAGCUGGGGAGCAGGGAAGAACACAGCAGGAAACGGAGACAUGAACCAAUGCAGGGCCACACAAAGUCCCGGGGAAGGAAAGCCAACGUUUCACAGGAGAAGCUACAGCCUGGAGGGUCUGAGUGAAGUAAGUGAUGAUGGGAAGUCGGCCCUGGGCGCCAUUACCCAGGAGGCCAGGCUGCGUGGAGUGGUCUGUCACCAGGGCAGCAACGAGGAGAGGGUCAGGUCUCUAGAAUCUCUGACAGAAGAACACCAAUCUGAGCUGGGGGUUCGUACCACGGAGCACGGACAGGUAAGUCAUUAUGGAUCUGCUACACAUAUAUCUGAGGAGGACAUAGAGGGUCCCCUGAGGACUGACUUAGAUGGGAAGAGUGGAACCAAGGUUAGCCGAACCUUCAGCUACCUCAAGAACAAGAUAUACAAGAAGACCAGGCAGCUAGCCAGUCGCUUUAACGGGCCAACAGCUUUAAUGACAGACCUCAGCAACGACCAGCAGCUAAGACAGACCUCAGCCACGACCAGCAGCUAA